Messenger RNA from Mugil cephalus (flathead mullet), 5422 nucleotides. RefSeq names its product SH3 and cysteine-rich domain-containing protein 2-like. NCBI's taxonomy places the organism in Eukaryota, Metazoa, Chordata, Actinopteri, Mugiliformes, Mugilidae. The record is from RefSeq and is a predicted model, not a curated record. Gene Ontology annotation, biological process: skeletal muscle contraction; positive regulation of protein localization to plasma membrane; positive regulation of voltage-gated calcium channel activity. Gene Ontology annotation, cellular component: extrinsic component of cytoplasmic side of plasma membrane. Gene Ontology annotation, molecular function: protein binding. Bases 1913 to 3187 code for a protein of 424 amino acids. The transcript is spliced from 11 exons.
AGAUCCGUGCGUUUCCACCGCUGUUUUAAUGUUCCUUUUUAGCUGCAGUGUUGUGGCACCCGGGGUAUCGAGUGGAGGAUGAAAGGUGGGUGGCUGGGAGGGAGGAAGUUCUAUGUCUCAUUUGUGUCUCUGUUUUUUGAGUUGCAAAAGAGAUGGAUCAGAUCACAACUCACAGCACACAACCCCACCGAGAUAUUGUUUUGUUUAUUUUUACCAGAAUACAACUUCUGUCUCUUUUUUUUUCUUUUUCCUGUGCUCUUUCUGCACGGUGUUCCUUGGCAGAAAGAGCAGCUCUGCCCUGGCUCUGAGUGCAGAAAUAAUUAAUGUGAUAACAGAGGCUCUCUCUCUGUCUUCGUCUUUCUUCUGUCUUUUUUUCCCCCCUCCAACACGCCCACACCCUAAGACUUUCUGACAGCUUAGAGCAAACUUUGAUGUGAGGCUGAGGUAAAACAAUGCAGAGCAAAACCAAAGCAGAGUGCAAAUCAAAUUUGGUAGUCUUACGAAACUCGCUUGAAAAUGUGCCAUUAUCACUUUAGCUCUACCCGUAUUUCAUCUCCAUCAGAUUAAUUCGAAAAAACGAUGCUUGCUGUGUCCACAAACUUAUUGCUGCGUUGUCGUUCAUUAGAGGUGUGUGUGUGUGUUUUUUUAGUGAGUCAAUCAAUGGGAAAUAUCCCCAGGAGGUUUGUUAAACCAUAGAGGGAGUUCAUUUAAAGUCAGAGGUACCAAUACUCCAUCCCUUUUCUUUUUAAUGACACUCCAGCAGCUUCACAGCCUCAGAAGGAAAAGAGAAGGGAGGCUGAUAACAGAAUAAAAGUGUGCCUAAGCACGAUUCCUUUAAAACUCGGAGACCUAGUGAAAGUCGAGGUCAGCCUAUAUAUUUUUUUCUGCUGAAGGAGUCACGGCUACAGUACAGACAAAUCUCCUUCAAUUCUCCUCCCUGUCCUUUCAUUUCAGCCUGUUUUAUACCUGUGAGUUUACAAUACAUCUCAAAUUGUACCAAUAAACUAGUUAGCUGUAUGUACUACUCAAGGUUACUGAAUGUGUCAUUUUGUGGCAUCGAGGAUGGCACUUUGCAAAAUGUAAUAGAGCAGCUUUGACAUUAACAAAAAAAAAAGAAAAAAAAAAGCAAUGGCCGAGUGAGAUAAUGAAGAGCUGUCCCCGCUUUUAUUAACCACUCGCCAUCUAAAAGAGAACAUCAUCCAUCCCUCCGUGUGCAAAUUGCAAGCUAUUCUACAUGCAGGCUUAAAAUAAGCUUCAUUCCGUGUCCGCGAAUCCCGAUUUAGUCUAAAUGAAUCCUGGCAGAGUUGUAAAAAAUUGCCCCAAUCAUGCGCCUCAGACGCACGGAAAGGCGUGCCUCAGAUUGCGCUUAAAUUUAAGUCGGUGCAGCGGUGAAGGGCACAGUUCUCUUUGGAUUUACACCAAGGCUGUGCCUCGAAGCACAUGCGAGCUUCAUUUGGAUUUUUAUUUUGUUAAGCUCAUAUACAUACAAUAUUUAUUUUAUUUUUUCUGAAUAAUUUUUUGCGUCUGGUGGACGGAAUUGUGCCACAUUGGAGCUUUCCGGUGCGCGUCAAUGGGCGACACAAUAUAGGCUACACACGCGAGCUUCAGCCUUUUUUGUCCUGAAUACUUGCCCUCACAUGGCAGUGGCGAGACAUAAACACCUGGCGUGUGUGUAGCCUACUUUUUAUUUUAAUUUUUUAUAUAUCGCUUAAUCAAGAGCUUGUUUGUAGUCGGAGCGUGGAGAGCCGUGGCCGUGAGCCUCGCAGAGCGCACAAAGCCCUCUGAUGUGGACCACUUUGCCAGUCUUUUUGAUUUAUGGCUAAACUGGAGAUUUUCUGCUGACUGGACGCAGUUUGAGGAGUUAGGUUUGUCUUAUUCUCCUUUGUGUCUUCAACGGAUCCUGCCAUUACCAAUGAUGACUGAGAACAACGAGAUGGAGAGCGACUCGCAGCUCGAGCGCUCUCCGAGCAACAUGUCCAUCCAGCCGAUGUCAUCCAAGCUCCAGAGACUAAAGCGCUCGCUGUCCUUCAAGACCAUGAUGCGCAGCAAGAGCGUGGAGAACUUCUUCCAGAGGUCCUACAGCGACGCUCGCCUGCCGCCCGAUUUCAUCACCGACCCACCACCCCCGUCUCCCCCCCUCUUGCCCGGCUCCCCUCUUGUCGGCGAGCGCUCGCCGUCCAUUUCGCCCUCUCUCAGCCCCAACCCUUCCAUCUCGUCCCACUCGCCCUCGCUCAGCCACUCCCCGUCGCUGCCCACCAAGCCCGCCAGGCCUCAGAUCACUCACUGUUUCCAGGACCACGUCUUUCGGAAGCCAACCAACUGCGAGCACUGCAAGCAUAUGAUAGUGGGAAACUCCAAACAAGCUCUGCGGUGUAAAACGUGCAAGUUGGCUGCUCACCUGUGGUGCACCUCGGAACUAUCGCAGCAGCCGUGUCACGGCAAGUCGGGAGCGUUCAAGCGAAACUUCAGCUCGCCGAUGCUCGUCAAUGACCAACUGGCGGUCGUCAAGGAGGUCCAGCCGAGCCAAGAGGCUGCGAGGAUGCGCGUUGACCCCGUGUACGCCGCCCUGCGCUACGGGACGUCCUUGGCACAGAUGAGCCGCUCCAGUUUUGGCAGUUUGUCAGAAUCACCGACGCGCAGCUUGGAGGAGGGAGGUGAGGAGAGGCAGCAGAGACAGAGCAGCAUGGAGGAAGAGAUAACUCAGGAGACAGGGGUUGCAGACGAGCCUGUCCCCGAGCCGGAGAUGGAGAAAGAGGUAGAGGAGAGCGCCGAGCAAACCCAGACUCCUGCAGAGGAGAGCGGCGUGAAGGUGCCCAAACGCAUUGAAGUCCACUCCAUCCACACCUAUGUAGCGCUCUACAAAUUUCUGCCUCAGGAACAAAACGACCUGGAACUACAUCCCGGGGAUCGGGUGCAGGUCACUGACGACUCUAAUGAGGAGUGGUGGAAGGGCAAAAGUGGUGACAGAGUCGGCUUUUUCCCCGCCAACUUUGUGCAGAGGGUCCGGCCAGGAGAGAGAGUGUGGCGGGUCGUCCAGGGUGUCCCCGGAAACCGGGAGAGAGGUCACAUGGCUGUGAGGGAAUCCCAGAUUUGCGUGGGGAAGAGAGAAGAGGGCGAGAUGUUUUUGAAGCUGAGCAGUGGGAAGAAGAGAGGACUGGUCCCAGCUGACUCCAUAGAGGAGAUUUGAACCUCACUGCGCAGAUCACCAUCCCUCCACCUCCCCAGGGACACACCCAUCUUCAAACCAUUGUUGCCGCCCCUCCCCACAUGUUCCCGCAGCAAAAGAACAGCCCCAGCUUCUCCAACUGACCAGCGCAGAGAGACAGAGAGUGCAGAUUUCUGCAAAGAUCUGGAACAACGACUCUGCAUAAACACAUGGUUUCCAGUCGGUUGCUAGUACGCCUUUAUUAGAGUAUAGUCAUGCAAUCAUCCUGCUCUUAGAGAGAACCUGGUUCCUGUAGGUUUGUCAAACUCAAUUAAUCAAUACGUUGUUAGACAAAGCGAGCACAAGUGGAAAAAUUAGUUUGUCUAAAGCAAGAAGAAGUCCACCGAUGUGGGAGGAGGCUGAAUCCUGUCGUGGGAACGCGAUGCUUCUGUCAGCGUCCUUUUCUUGUUUCUUCCCACUCUGUGUGUCUCAUCCCUCUAUCUGCUCAUUUCAGGGUCUCAGCCCUGGGGACUGUUAUCAGCUCCAUGUAGACUGCUACACAACAAGAUGCACUUGCCAAAAACAACCACUGCCAGCCGUGGAAAGCGGCCGCCAUCCAGACAGACAGCGGAAUCAGAUGAAAGGCGUAUGAGCGAUCUGAAAAUCCUCAGUAGCUGCUGGCUGAGUUAUAGCUACACUCCCCAGUUUGAGAGUGGCGAAAUGAGGAGGUUUUCAAAGGAGAAUGUGAGGCUUUAAGGAUCUUUUCACAGGGAACUCAAAACCUAUUUUUCCUUACCUAUUUUGAGAAUAAUAUAAUGACUAAAUUAUGUCUUAAAAAUACUUCAGCAUCUUUUGGUUUGUGGUACGAGUCACGUGGCGAACCCCAUCAUUCACACAGAUGAUACGACUGACUUUACCUUUCUGGCUAUCGGCGACACAAGAACUUGAUCUCCCAGGGAUUGUUUGACAAAAUGUUCCUUUCAGUUAAUAUCCUUGCUGAUUGCAUGUCGUUGUAACGUGUCUGCUGGCUACUAAUAUGCAGCAGUGUUUUUGUCGUGUUAUUGUUUCAGAAAGAGCAAAUAGUAGGGACAAGAGCAUAUUGGUCGUCAUUUGGUUGUCAUAAGCACUGAACCAGAAACGUUAACAUCUCCCAGUUAAAGACUUUACAAGUCGUAGAAGCUGUUCUCCAUUUUUUUUGUGUUGUUUUGUUUUGUUUUUUUUCCACAUAAAGGAGCUAGCUCCAUGGGCAUAAAAGGGUUUGUUUUCUGCAGAGAGCCGCUGAAGGGCCACAGCGGGUGUUGCAAGUGUUGCCCAGCAUUUUAACAUGUUCACUAGAGCUCAAACAGCGGGAAAUAAACUGCAGCCAGUCUGCCUGAAAAAACAACAACGCAAUGGGGAUCUUUCUGACCACGACAAAGAGCCUAAGUUUCGCUGACAGCUCUGAGGACACGGGAAAACAGAAGGAGGAGGCGGUGCAGCGAGAGGAAUGACACGAGUGUUGAACCGUUAUGAGUCAGUGUGCGUGCAGGUAGCGUUGUACCCAUGGGUGCGCGAGUCAUCAUUGAUCAAAUGUCAGCCUGUCAUCUCCAUCUUCCACUCCCUCUUUGGCCUCUCUUGUCCUCUUGUUAUUGAUGUGACUGGUCAGCUUCGAAAACAUAGACUGAAGACAUUUUCACUUGCAUGUCAGUAACAGUUUUAACUUCUACAGUUUCAUUCAUUCAUGGCUUCUCCGGUGAAUCUGAUGCAUUUCUGUAAAAGAACGCCCUGUUCCAGAGAGGAAAACGUGAAGCACAGAAUGCAUUACUACAGUGAUAAAUUAUGAACUAAUUUAGCUCAUGUUUCUUUUCAGCGUUCUAGCCAAUAUGAUCCUUUUUAGACUACAUUUCCUUUGUUAAAAAUAAAAAAAAGCUGUGAAAAAUAAGCUUCUCUUCAUGUAAUAACAGGAACAGCACUUUAUUUUGUGUCUUUUGAAUAAGUUGUGUUUUUAUUGAGGUAUCUUCUCGCUAUUAGCUAGUCAUAUUUAACAAUACUCAUCAGUCGAAGGACUUCUUGUUUGUCUUUGUUCGUCAUCAGCGGCGUAAACAGUACAAAGGUCUGGGAGAAAUUCAGAGCAGAACUGGAUUCAUCAAUGUAAACACCGUCCUAUCCUGCAUCGUGCCUAGUUUUAUGUAGCGUCAUGUUCAACAUGUUAAAGAUUUUAAAAUGUACAUUAUGUGUUUGGAUGUUUCUUCUGUCAAUAGUUGGCCACAUACCUCAAUAAAACAUGUUUGCAAAAUA